Molecule: messenger RNA, 1662 nt
Organism: Westerdykella ornata
Lineage: Eukaryota; Fungi; Ascomycota; Dothideomycetes; Pleosporales; Sporormiaceae
Exons: 2
Coding region: 158-1399 (413 amino acids)
Source: RefSeq, a predicted model, not a curated record
AUUCACUCACCGCUCACACAGAAUUUCGAAAGGCGUGCAGCGUCGCAACAUCACCGAUAAUCAUCAAUCCGAGCCCACUUUCCAUUGAAAUCCAUACAUCUACGGAGUACUGGCCUUAAAUCUGACUACCCCUGUUGCAUUCCACGUCUGGAACGCGAUGUCACCUGCCGCGAUCUUACAGACGGCUCCUGCCUGUUCAUCAACAGCCUCUCCCACUGAGCAGACACCUCGCUCUCCCGCAACUCCGGUUUCAAAUGGACCUGCACCGUUCGAUGAUAUCUUCAAGGCCAAGUUCUUUCAGAUCAUCGACGAAUUCAAGGAAAAGCCCCGCUUCCAGCCCUUGACUGCAACUGAGCGGAAAGCCUUCAUCUAUAGAGCUUACGCCGAGGCUGACGAAGUGUUUUUUGCCAACCGGGAACUGGGUGAGUAUGAGCAGAGAAUGAGGGCCAUGACCAAGGUAUUUUACACAAUACUUGCCGAAGAGCCAUGGACCGAUGACUACAUCCGCCCCCAUGAUGUGGAGCGGAAGCUCUCGCGAUUUGAGAUGCACAAGGAUUCUGUCGAGCUAGCGGCGAAACAUGGCUUGCACACGCCUCGGGAAGCCAUAGCAGCAGCACGCCAGCAUUUGAUCAAUCUCGACAAACUAGAUCCCAAAGAUCGUCCUGGACCACGAGGGCCGUUUGACGACAUUGAAGUGAUUUAUAUCCCGGGCACUGUCUCAUCUACGGCUACGAAUAAUAUCAACCGAGAUACGAUCUAUCCAGUUUCUGUCGCCUCAGUAGCGCAUACUCUUCACACGCACAUUUGUAGGGAUAUGACAGAACCCUAUAAGAUGGCGGAGAAGUUCGUAUACUGUACAGACACCGAAGAGCUCCUAAAACUUCGAAAAUUCGCCUGCGACGUGGUUGACUACACCCCUCAUCUCCUUGACAACGAUAAUGUUAGCCUACUUCUUGUCCUCCUGAUCUUGGCGCGUUCAGACAUAACACGUCGAUUUGAAGCCAACGGCAUCCGGAUCGAGGGCUCUACCAUCAGCCACCGCCGUGCAGAGUGCUUGAAGACCAAGAUUGGUUGGAGGACGGCGGACGAACGAAAGCCAUUCGAUAACGUGUCCACGGACCUUCAGACCCGGGUGAAAAACGCUUAUAGUCCUGUCUCUCGCACGCAUCGUACCACUAGGAAGGUUACGCGGAAGUCAGCCGGUCCUGCAACGCCUACAAUGACAACGCCGGAAACUGGUUUCUUUGCGCCUCCUAAACCCUUUAUCGCCUUCAAAGCCUUCAAAGUGCCGCAAGCCGCCGGGCCGGACUCGCGCUCACAGAUGCCUUCAACCCCGGCACUACCCUCGGCUGCGCCUCAGCAAAAUGGCGCUGAUCAGGAUGCAAUGGAUACAUCAUAGGUGGAGUUUCGAUGGAUCUGAUCUUCAUGGGCGCGGUUCCCCUUUGGGUAGACAGGACUUAAUCUUGCAUUAGUACAGCAUUAUCGGCGUAAACGAUACGUCGCAAGGGCGGCUUUCUCUCCACGACUGCAUAGAUCUCUGGUUUUAUUAGCGGCUUUCGACAGUCUUAGCGAGGAGUUUAGGUGUUUUGUUGGUGUGACAAUGAUGGCACCCUGGUACCGUUUUCCUUUCCUAUUUAGAUAUGGUAGAUAAACGAACUGAAA